AUGGCAAUUGGCCACCGAAAGAUCUCCAAUCUCGCCUCCACCGUCAACGGCAGAACUCCACUCAAAGUACACAAAGCUAGCCUAUCGCCAUCAGCAAUUGAAGAUCUCAUAUCAGUAGCUGAAGUCUCAAAUCAACACCGAUUUGCUUCAAAAGAAGUGCUUGCCUCUUUGGCGUUUCCAUUGAUAAAGCUUGUUGGUUUAAUUGUGGAAAUGGUUAAUGAAGGACAGUUAGUGAAUAUUUUUAAAUCUGUUUGGAAGAGGAAUGGAGCAGUUUCUGGUGGAGCCAGAGAUCGAAAUGUUCAGAUUAGUGCAUUCGAGGGAGAAAAUUUUUCUGCUAGAGCUGCCAUAGCUGGCAAAGAACUCAUAGAGAAACGAAAGAUGCAUUUGACACAAUUUGUCAAACUCCUUAAACAAAUUGAAACCCAUGUUAAUUCGAGCCAAGCUGAAAUCCUCCAGAACCUUGAUAACCACCAUGGCUUCCUCAAAAAAUUCAUUCAGAAAUCCAUAUGUUUAGUGUCUACCCUUGAUAGUGAAAACCUUGACACUGUUGUCAUCACAGUAAAUCUUCUCCGAGCCAUAUUCCACCUUGUAACUACAGUCCUUGGAUCAGUAAGGGAUGGCGUGGAGGACCCAAUACAGGGAUUAUCACAACAGAUGUGUAAUCCUAUGGUGGAAUAUGUUAAGGGCCUCAAGGAUGAUAUGAAGAAUGGAACGUGCAUGCGCUUAUUGGCCAUGAUGAAAGAUGUCAGGGUUGAGUUGGAGGAUGCAAGGAAGAAAGUGAGACUGGUUGAAGAGGGGAAGAUUGAAGCUGUAUGCAAGCUGAAUGAAACCAUAGAAAGAGUGAGGAAAAUGAAGGAACAACUGAGCUCCCUUCCUGAAGCCAAAAGAGGGCUUAUAAAAUCUUCAUUUUCCCAAAAGGUACAUUCGCUUGACUCAUCCAUCCUUUAUUUUCGAGCAUUUGAUUUGAAUUGA
Messenger RNA from Dovyalis caffra, 972 nucleotides. The record is from the annotation of a GenBank genome assembly. NCBI's taxonomy places the organism in Eukaryota, Viridiplantae, Streptophyta, Magnoliopsida, Malpighiales, Salicaceae.